Messenger RNA from Callorhinchus milii (elephant shark), 3683 nucleotides. It is a transcript of the gene clip2, whose product is annotated as CAP-GLY domain containing linker protein 2. The transcript has 20 exons. NCBI's taxonomy places the organism in Eukaryota, Metazoa, Chordata, Chondrichthyes, Chimaeriformes, Callorhinchidae. Gene Ontology annotation, biological process: cytoplasmic microtubule organization. Gene Ontology annotation, molecular function: microtubule plus-end binding. Gene Ontology annotation, cellular component: cytoplasm; microtubule plus-end; nucleus. The record is from RefSeq and is a predicted model, not a curated record. Bases 299 to 3628 code for a protein of 1109 amino acids.
AGACAGAGGAGAGGCACAGACAGAGGAGAGGCACAGACAGAGGAAAAGGACAGUGUUUUAAGUACCAUCAUCUGAUCAAUCGUCUGUGAGAGAAGAAGCGUUGAGAGACUUCGCUGUGUGUGCCACAAAAUCUGCAUAAGGACACAGACAGACGGACAGACGGUUGUGUGUGUGUGAAGAUGGCAGUGGAAGGUGCUGCAGGUCUCUGGGAGGUGUGAGCCCUGACUGACCCUCAGCCCAGUCCACCCCAUCCCUCCUGGUACAGAGCCCCAGGACCAGCCCCGCCCGGGAGUGAGGGAUGAGUCUGUUAAAGCCCAGUGGGCUGAAAGCCCCAGGAAGGGUCAACAAGCACUCCAGCCCUAUGGGUCGUAGCUCGGCAGCAACAACAGCGGCCCCCAAGGAAGGUUCCCCAUUGCACAAGCAGAAUGCUGCCGCCCCGGCCUCUGUGGCUGACCGGUUGGGCUCCAAGACCACGGAGGUGGGAGACGACUUUAUUGGGGACUUUACGGUCGGCGAGCGGAUCUGGGUGAACGGCGUGAAGCCCGGCGCCAUCCAGUUCCUGGGAGAAACCCAGUUCGCUCCGGGCAAGUGGGCCGGGGUGGUUCUGGAUGAGCUGGUGGGCAAGAACGACGGGUCGGUGGGAGGCGUCCGGUACUUCCAGUGUGAGGCUCUGCAGGGCAUCUUCACCAGACCCUCGAAGCUCUCCCGAUACCUGUCCACCGACGGCGGGGGCAGUGACACCCACUCGGCCGAGUCCGUGACCAUCACCCACCCGUCCCCCCAUCACGGCGCGGCCAACCCCACCCUCUCAGCCCAGAGGGUCAACUGUACUCUCCCGCUGAGGGAGAGCAUCCUCAACAACUCCAUGAAGACCGGCAACGAGUCGGGAUCCAACCUCUCCGACAGCGGCUCUGUGAAGAAGGGGGACAAGGACCUCAGGCUGGGAGAUCGGGUUCUGGUGGGCGGCACCAAGACAGGAGUGGUGAAGUACGUGGGGGAGACGGACUUUGCGAAGGGGGAGUGGUGUGGUGUCGAGCUGGAUGAGCCACUCGGGAAAAAUGACGGAGCUGUAGCCGGUACCAGAUACUUCCAAUGCCCACCCAAGUUUGGCCUUUUUGCUCCAAUUCACAAGGUCAUGCGGAUCGGCUUCCCCUCCACCACCCCGGCCAAAGCCAAGAAGAGCAAGAGGAUGGCCAUGGGCGUUUCGUCCCUCACCCAGAGCCCCAGCAGCUCCUCCAUCAGCUCCGUCAGCUCGGUGGCCUCGUCUGUGGGCGGCAGGCCAAGCCGCACAGGACUGCUGACGGAGACGUCCUCCCGCUACGCCAGGAAGAUCUCGGGCACCACAGCCCUGCAGGAGGCUCUGAAGGAAAAACAGCAGCACAUCGAGCAGCUGCUUGCUGAGCGAGACCUGGAGCGAGCCGAGGUAGCCAAGGCCACCAGCCACAUCUGUGAGGUGGAGAAGGAGCUGACAGUGUUGAAGGCUACACACGAGCAGUUCGUGGCCGAGGCUGAGGCUAAUCUCCAGCGUGUGGGAACCCUGCUAAACAAUGCGGAGAGACAAAAGGUGGAACUACUUAACACACUGGAGGAGGAGAAGAGGAAGAUUGAAGAUCUGCAAUUCCGAGUGGAGGAAGAGUCGAUCACUAAAGGGGAUCUGGAGACACAGACAAAGUUGGAGCAUGCCCGUAUUCGGGAGCUCGAGCAGAGGCUCGUGUAUGAAAAGGCCAAAGCUGAGCGACUCCAAAAGGAGUUUGAAGACACGAGGCUCACGACCGAAGCUGAGAAGUCCAGGAUUGCCCAACUCGAGGAGGAGCUGGAGUUGAGGAGGAAGGAGAUGGAGGAGCUGCAGUUGGGGCUGAGAGACAGUGACAAUCCCGAGCACAGCCUCAGUCUCCAGUCCGAGACCUUCAAACUACGGGAGCAACUCCUGUGUGCCAACAGGGAGCAUCAAGUGGAGAGCAACACCCUGAGGGAGCAGCUUGAGAGCAAGGUGAAGGAGCACCAGCAAGAGACGGAGAGGCUGAAGGCUGCCAACACCAAGUACAGCCAGGAUAUCACAGAGUUAAGGCAGCGACUGGACCAAGCCACCAAGGAGAACAUGGAGAUGAUGGACGGCUGGAAGGACAAGUUGGACAACUUGGUGUCUGACCACCAGAGGUCGCUGGAGGAGCUGAAGCUCUCGUUGAUCUCGGGCUCGGACGGGCAGAACAGUGAGCUGGUGGAGCUCAGAGCUACACUGGAGAGCUUGAAGAUGGAGCAGCAGCUGGAGCUGGAGAACCUCAAAGCCAAGCAUGAGAUCGAGACGGCCGUGUACAUCAAGGAGAGAGAGGAUGCCAGAGACAAGUUACAGGAAGCCAAGAGCGAGCUGGCGGAACAUAACGAUGUCUGGAGAGCCCAACUGGAGGCCGCCACCAGUCAACAGAACCAGGACCUCCUGAUGGUCACCGAUCAGCUGCGCAAGACCCAACUGAGACUGAACGAGCAGGAGGAGCUGCGAGACGGCUACAAGACCCAAGCCCAGGCCAUCAGCUUCCUGAAGGAGCAGAUCUGUCUGGCCGAGAGGAAGAUUCUAGACUAUGAGGUCCUGCAGCAGUCGGAGGCUCUGGCCAAGCAGCAGGUCUGGAGUUUGCAGGAGACGCUGAGAGCCUCCGAGAGUAAGAUCAAAGCCCUCGAAGCUCAUCCCCCACCUCAGCCUGUGGAGUGCAACGACUGGCCGAAAGAGAAACAGCACAUGAAACAGGCCAUGGAAGACCUGUUCGAAAAGCUCAACAGAAGGGAAAAGGAAGUUUCCUCGGUGACUUCGCAGAACGAGUUAUUGAAAUCCCAGGUGAUUGCUCUGGAAGGGAGGAGCCGCGGGGCGGAAAAGCGGGCGGAGAUGCUGGGCAGAGAGAAGGGACGACUGGAGGGAGAGCUGGAGAGUCUGGCCCGCAAGUCACACGAUGCUUCAGGGCAGCUGGUCAUCAUCAGCCAAGAGCUGCUCAAAAAGGAGAGCAACCUGAAUGAGCUGCGUUCUCUGCUCCUGGAGACCAGCCGGCAGCCGGGAGCCGGGGAGAGGGAGCUGAGCCGUGAGGUGCACAAAGCCGAGUGGAGGCUGAAGGAGCAGAAACUUCAGGAGGACAUCAAGGUCCUGAGGGAGAAACUGCAGGUUCUCGGAACAGAGAAGUUUAAACCAGAUCAGAAGCGCCGCCCGGCCUCUCUGCAGGGUCCGGAGCCUGACUCAGAAAUUUCCAAACUGCAGCAGCGGCUACUGAACACCGAGGAGACCCUGCGCAGUGCCCUGGAGCAGAACCAGCAGCUGGAGAAGCUCAUGGAGGCCAUGCAGACGCUGGAUAGCGCUGGAUCUGCUAACGGGGUCCACCAACAGGGACAGCUGGACCUUGUGAGAGAAACCAGGUCCUUCAAACAAGAGCAGGACUGCCCCCGACAGCGAUCCCCACAGCGACAGCUCGACCCCAACAGAACCAAACAGCUGUUAGUGACGGAGAACAGGAGAAUAGAGAAACUCUUCAAGGAAAUAGAAGAGAUGAGUGUUUGCGCGUCGCCCGAGUCACUGAAGGCAGCGGCCGAUCUGCCCACCAGACAAUCCUCGAACGACCACGACGAGACCCUGGACAAGGACCUGCACUGAUGAAAGGACAAGUCACAGCGACUCCAUCUCCGUUGCCCGUCUCACAACUUCGCCG